GGGAGCGUGUGCCUCAGACAGGGUUUUCUUCUUGAAUUCACCACAUUGACUAGCCUUUCACUUUUACACCUCUCUUGCCAUCAGCCAAUAUAUCUACAGUGAUAUCGUAACCACUAUCCAACUAGUCAUUAGGACUCAAUGAUGACCGACGCGAUCAGCAAGCGAAGUAUUAGCUCUGUUGAUUCCAACCACCACCACCCCAAGCCGUAUCAUAACAACAGCUAUGGUGACCCAAAACGAGUCAAGUUGGCUGACUCAACACCCUCGGAUCGAUACAUUAGCUCAUAUCCCCCGCUAAAUUCCAUUCCAAAGACCGCCAGCAACCCUCUACAAAACUUUAGAAUUGAUGAUAGCAUACCGCAAAUCAAAAAUCCUGCUGUGUUAGAAGCAAGAAGCCAAUUAUUCGAAGAACCCACUGCGUCGUUUAAUUCAACGGAUGCGAAAAGCCCUUCCGCCAUGUCGUUAGCCCUCAUAGACGCAACGUACCCACCUCUGUUAUGUCCCUCUUGUAAACACCUUGCCAGCAGUCGCACUGAAGCUGAUUACCAUUACCGAUCUACCCAUCAUGGUGAACGAGACUUUGUGUGCAUGCACCCAUACUGUCAGCGGACGUAUCGAUCCAAGGGAGGGUUGAAAUACCAUUUGGAACAAAUGCACACAAUUAGCCAUAUACCAGAAAAUAGCGGCGCUACUGCAUCGUUACCUCCCAUUGUCCAUCGACCUCCUUCCAUUCCAUCGCCGCGCGUCAAACACUCCACUCCUCAUACCAUGAAACCUCGACCGACGUCUAGUCAUGAUUCAAAAUCAGCCGCUAAACGCGAACGAAAGCGCCCAAAACCCGCCUUGCUUCCGGCGUCUGAGCAGCUGUUGAACUCUGCUUACGACCCGCUGGUGUGCCCUGUGUGUCGAGCCACGUUCAAGCGAAAAACCAACGUCAUCAAUCAUUUGGUCGACUCACAUCACGGCGAAGAACCCUACCAUUGCAUCAUCACCGGCUGUACACAUCCAAAGUCCUACGCUACUCGAGAAGGUCUAGUGUAUCACAUUGCCAACCAUCACGACCGAGAAGCCAGUGGCAACGACAGUUCCAGUCGAUGACCCCACUGAGUCUCUCUGCACUUUUUUUCUGAGAAUCCCUUUUUCUUAAUGGUUCCCCUGUGCUUUAGCAAAUCGUUCCCUCUCCCUCACCGUACAUUUACAUCCUCUUUUGUUGAUUAUGAUGACGUUCUGGCGACCCAUGCCGGAACUUCUCACUGUACAUUGGCAAUUUUUUAAUAAUAUUUUUUUCUGGAGACUUGUAGUAAUGUGAGAUGGAGGA
This is a messenger RNA of Umbelopsis ramanniana AG, 1318 nucleotides long. RefSeq lists its product as uncharacterized. The transcript is spliced from 2 exons. Gene Ontology annotation, biological process: regulation of transcription by RNA polymerase II. Lineage: Eukaryota; Fungi; Mucoromycota; Umbelopsidomycetes; Umbelopsidales; Umbelopsidaceae. The coding region runs from base 139 to 1098 and encodes 319 amino acids. The record is from RefSeq and is a predicted model, not a curated record. Gene Ontology annotation, cellular component: nucleus. Gene Ontology annotation, molecular function: transcription coregulator activity.